GUGAGAUUGCAGAUUGUGGCACGAGCUAGUGCAGUUAGUUAACUUUAACCAAACCCACCCUAACUGGUCUCCUGCGGGCCAUCCCUGACCCUGCUCUUCUUCUUAAUAUCACGGCUCCAGCGCCGACUGGAUGCGGCUCAACCAAUACCUGGUCCUGGACAUUCACCUCCACCCCACCCAGCCCUACUGAACGAGACUGUUGCCAACAUGGCGUCGUCGCCCCUCGUGGCACCCGCCUCCGACGUCCUCCAACUGUCGCGUCCGGCCGGGUCGCCGCUCAAGCGACAAGCCUCGGCCUCGGCCUCGGCCGUGCCGUCGUCCAGCAGCGGCCGUGGCACCCCCGGCCUCCUCAGCGCGCGCGCCGCCGCCGUGGCCCCUUCGGAACCGCAGUCGCUCUCCAUGACGCUCGACCCGAUCGAGCAGCUCAACGAGGACGAGAAGCGCAAGUACGUCAAGGGAAAGAAGCUCGGCGAGGGCACCUACGCCAACGUCUACCUCGGCCACGUGCGCGGCGACCCGUCCGCCCUGGUGGCCAUCAAGAAGAUCAAGGUGCAGCAGCAGUACCGCGACGGCAUGGCGCCCGACGCCGUGCGCGAGCUCAAGUACCUGCGCGAGCUGCACCAUCCCAACAUCAUCUCGCUGCUGUCCGUCUUCAGCUCCAAGGACCAGAACCUCAACCUGGUGCUCGAGUACCUGCCGCUGGGCGACCUCGAGAUGCUGAUCCGCGACGUCGACCGCGUGCGCUACGGCGCCGCCGACAUCAAGGCCUGGAUGGGCAUGCUGGCCCGCGCCGUCUGGUUCUGCCACGACAACUUCGUGCUGCACCGCGACAUCAAGCCCAACAACCUGCUGAUCGCCGCCGACGGCGAGGUCAAGCUGGCCGACUUCGGCCUCGCCCGCUCCUUCGCCGACCCGGGCCGCCGCAUGACCGCCAACGUCAUCACCCGCUGGUACCGCCCGCCCGAGCUGCUCUUCGGCGCCCGCCACUACGGCGGCGCCGUCGACAUCUGGUCCGUCGGCAUGGUCUUCGCCGAGCUCAUCAUCCGCGCCCCCUUCCUGGCCGGCAACACCGAGGUCGAGCAGAUCGCCCUGAUCUGCAAGCACAUCGGCACCCCGACCGAGGACAACUGGCCCGGCGUGACCCAGCUGCGCGAGUACACCGUCCCGUCCGAGGUCGUGCCCGUCUGGGGCAAGGACGCCUACAUGGGCCGCUUCGGCGCCGUCGGCCCGGACGGCGUCGACCUGCUCGUCCGCACCGUCGCCCUCGACCCCAAGAAGCGCAUCACCGCCCGCGAGAUGCUCGAGCACCGCUGGUGGCGCACCGACCCCAAGCCCACCCGCAAGGAGGACCUGCCCCGCAAGUCCGGCGGCGGCGCCGAGGAGAAGAUGGGCGCCGACCUGAAGCGUCGCAACGGCUUGCUCGAGGACGAGAACAACAGCUACCCGCGAGGCGCAAAGGUGGCCCGCAAGCUGGACUUUGGCCAGGCCAAGUAGGGAGGCCAACUUAAGACCGUUUUGAUUUGGAACGACCUUCCUGCUGCGCUCUGUGUGUGCUAUUAUGGGAGGGUUGGUUAUGUGGAACAAAAAACAUUCAUCAUCGAUCGGCGUUCUGGGAGGGCGGGAUCUUUGGGGCUUGCGGUUGGGGAAUACAGGACAUCAAA
This is a messenger RNA of Thermothielavioides terrestris NRRL 8126, 1661 nucleotides long. RefSeq lists its product as uncharacterized. Gene Ontology annotation, biological process: protein phosphorylation; positive regulation of transcription by RNA polymerase II. Gene Ontology annotation, cellular component: transcription factor TFIIH holo complex; cytoplasm; transcription factor TFIIK complex. The coding region runs from base 208 to 1494 and encodes 428 amino acids. The record is from RefSeq and is a predicted model, not a curated record. Gene Ontology annotation, molecular function: cyclin-dependent protein serine/threonine kinase activity; RNA polymerase II CTD heptapeptide repeat kinase activity; ATP binding. NCBI's taxonomy places the organism in Eukaryota, Fungi, Ascomycota, Sordariomycetes, Sordariales, Chaetomiaceae. The transcript has a single exon.